CAACCACCAACGACUCCCGACCACAACCUGUCCGUCUCAACUUCACACACCUCCGUUCCCCUUACCUCCGGUCCGAACCCUCCAAAGAAUUUCUCCCGUAGACGUAGUCCGCCCUUGUCGCUCAUUUACUACCUUUGCAAAACGAUCGCGACCUCCAUGCGCUGAGUGGAAGCUUUGUUCAAUCGCGAGCGACUCCAUCGUCGCAUUCCGUCGUCCACUUUGGGAGCAAACGAAUUGCCGAGGCUAGCCACUGCCACCACACAUAGACGCAACACCCAGCAACGAACUUCGCCAACAUGUCGCUCGCCGCCCUCGACGGCCUCAAGGCCGCAAUCGAGCGCAUCAUCCUCGACCCCAAGUACCACGACAUCCUCGCCGUCGUCAAAGGCGCCCGCAAUGGAGCCGUCUACGGCGCAAAAGUCCGCUUUCCUCAUGCCCUUGUCAUGAUAUUCCUCUUCCGUUCGGGAACACUCCGCCAAAAAGCAGGCCUCGUCUUCCGCGCGACCCGAACCCACGCCCGCAAUCUCGCCAAGUUUGCGACAAUCUACAAGCUCACAAUGUACCUCUUGAAAAACUACGGCCCCAGCCCGGGUAAAGAGGGCCCCUACGACUCCUUCUUCGCCGGCCUGCUGGGCGGCUACAUCGUCUUUGGCGGCCGCUCCCCGCGCAGCGGCAAGAUCUCGAGCGUGAACCAGCAGAUUGUCAUCUACGUCUUUGCGCGCGUCGUCCUGGCGCUCGCCCGCCUCGCCGUGGCCCCCGGCAAGGGCCUGCCCGUCGUCAGCCGCGACGACGUCUCGGCCAAGAUCAGCUACUACGCGUGGCCCGUCUUUGCGAGCACGAGUUGGGCCAUGGUCAUGUACCUGUUCCGCUGGCAGCCGCAGGAGCUGCAGCCUAGUUUGAGGAGCAGCAUGACGUACAUUUACCAGCAGAGCAGCGAGUGGGAUUCGCUGAGGAACUUUAUCUGGCAUAACAAAUAGAUGGGCGGCAGUUUCUCUCUUGUGAGUUUUUUGGUGGGUUGGAUGGCGUGUACUAUCAGAUGAUUGGCGUGUUGGCGAACUGUUUUUGGGUCUGGCUUUUUUGUUAUUGAAUAUGGUGAAUCGGUGAUGAGAUAUCUAGUAUGGAGAAUCCUGGUAGCAUCUUGACAGUUUUGUGAUAUGGCAUCAUAGACCGGUCAUUUCACUCAUAUACAAUCACGAUUUGGACAUUUUC
This is a messenger RNA of Colletotrichum phormii, 1209 nucleotides long. Its product is annotated as peroxisomal membrane protein 24. The record is from RefSeq and is a predicted model, not a curated record. Lineage: Eukaryota; Fungi; Ascomycota; Sordariomycetes; Glomerellales; Glomerellaceae. The transcript has 4 exons. Gene Ontology annotation, cellular component: peroxisomal membrane. The coding region runs from base 297 to 977 and encodes 226 amino acids.